AUGGACAAGCAGCCAGCAAUUGCUGAACCAUCUAAGGAUGUCAUCAAGGCGAUGUCUCCACAGCUCAAGGAAGUAAAUCUGUUUUUCAUGGAGAACACAAACGGACUUCCUUCCAAGUUCGGCGUCUGGCGGCCUGCUGGCUUGUUACUGCAAUUAGAGAAGGUAAUAGGGCUUUCCACCUUUAGUGUGCCUUCAACAGAAAUUUCCAGCACCUCUAAACCAGUAACGUUCAAGAAAGCUUUCGGUGGGCUGGCUGAGUUGUCACAUAUUAUUUGGAACCAGCCAUCAAGGUAG
Molecule: messenger RNA, 294 nt
Organism: Prunus armeniaca (apricot)
Lineage: Eukaryota; Viridiplantae; Streptophyta; Magnoliopsida; Rosales; Rosaceae
Source: the annotation of a GenBank genome assembly